Messenger RNA from Lontra canadensis (Northern American river otter), 1186 nucleotides. It is a transcript of the gene RLBP1, whose product is annotated as retinaldehyde binding protein 1. Lineage: Eukaryota; Metazoa; Chordata; Mammalia; Carnivora; Mustelidae. Gene Ontology annotation, molecular function: phosphatidylinositol bisphosphate binding. Bases 44 to 997 code for a protein of 317 amino acids. The transcript has 7 exons. Gene Ontology annotation, cellular component: membrane. The record is from RefSeq and is a predicted model, not a curated record.
GAGACGCUUAUUUUUCUGAGGACUCUGAGUCUUCUGAGGCAGCAUGUCAGAGAACGUGGGCACAUUCCGUGUGGUCCCUGAAGAGGAACAGGAGCUCCGUGCCCAGCUGGAGCGGCUUACAACCAAGGACCAUGGACCUGUCUUUGGCCCAUGCAGCCAGCUUCCCCGCCACACCUUACAGAAGGCCAAGGACGAGCUAAACGAGAGGGAGGAGACCCGAGAGGAGGUGGUGCGAGAGCUGCAGGAGCUGGUGCAGGCCGAGGCGGCGUCUGGGCAGGAGCUAGCCCGGGCGGUGGCCGAGAGGGUGCAGGGAAGGGACAGCGCCUUCUUCUUGCGCUUUAUCCGCGCGCGGAAGUUCGACGUGGGGCGCGCCUACGAGCUGCUCAGAGGCUACGUGAACUUCCGGCUGCAGUACCCCGAGCUCUUCGACAGCCUGUCCCCGGAGGCCGUCCGCUGCACCGUGGAGGCCGGCUACCCUGGUGUCCUCUCCACUCGGGACAAGUAUGGCCGCGUGGUCAUGCUCUUCAACAUCGAGAACUGGGACGCCGAAGAAAUCACCUUCGACGAGAUCUUGCAGGCAUAUUGUUUCAUCCUGGAGAAGCUACUAGAGAACGAGGAAACUCAGAUUAAUGGUUUCUGCAUCAUCGAGAACUUCAAGGGCUUUACCAUGCAGCAGGCUGCCGGACUUCGGGCUUCUGAUCUCAGGAAGAUGGUGGACAUGCUCCAGGAUUCCUUCCCGGCCCGGUUCAAAGCCAUCCACUUCAUUCACCAGCCGUGGUACUUCACCACGACCUACAACAUGGUCAAGCCUUUUCUGAAAACCAAGCUGCUCCAACGGGUCUAUGUCCACGGAGAUGACCUCUCUGGCUUCUUCCAGGAGAUCGAUGAGGACAUCCUGCCCGCUGAUUUUGGGGGCACACUGCCCAAGUAUGAUGGCAAGGUCGUUGCUGAGAAGCUCUUUGGCCCCCGGGGCCAAGCAGAGAACACCGCUUUCUGAGGACGGCUCCUGCCACCCAACCAUAGUUAGCAUCCCCAGGCUCUCCUCAGCUGUCCUGGACCCAGAAGUUUGGGAAAAGGGCUGCCCGAGGUGGCUGUGGUUCCCCUGAACCUCCCUAAGUUUGGAUGAGUUUAGGUGUCACUGUCCUCUCAAGUUGGGGGUCAAUAAAGCAGGGGCAAUUCCCUUGAA